Messenger RNA from Vespula vulgaris, 933 nucleotides. It is a transcript of the gene Pex14, whose product is annotated as peroxisomal membrane protein PEX14. The record is from RefSeq and is a predicted model, not a curated record. Gene Ontology annotation, biological process: protein import into peroxisome matrix, docking. The transcript is spliced from 5 exons. Gene Ontology annotation, cellular component: peroxisomal importomer complex; peroxisomal membrane. Gene Ontology annotation, molecular function: signaling receptor binding. The coding region runs from base 129 to 905 and encodes 258 amino acids. NCBI's taxonomy places the organism in Eukaryota, Metazoa, Arthropoda, Insecta, Hymenoptera, Vespidae.
UCUACUGAAAAUUUUGUCACAUAUAAAAAAUUUUAAUGACACUUCAUUACUCUAGGAUGUAAAACUGUUUCCAAUUAUAAAUUGUUAUUGUCUCAAACACAUAUCACUUUUUUGAAGCGUUUCCAAGAAUGACGGGACAAGACAUAUCUGAUAUUAAUAAUUCUUGCCUGCGUGAAAAUUUAGUAAAAGCAGCAGUACAAUUUUUUCAACAUCCUAAAGUUUCAAGAACUCCAUUCAGUAAAAAGCAGGAAUUUCUUAAAAGGAAAGGUUUAACAGAAGAAGAGAUUAAAAGAGCUUGCGAGUUAGUUGGUAUUGAUAUUAAUGAGCAAAGGAAAUUUGACAAUCAAAAUGAUUACACAGCAAUAUCAAUACCAGAUAGACCUCCUUAUCCACACUUCCAAAUGCUGUCCUCUCAGUCCACAUUAUUACAAAAAAUUAAAGAAUUUUUUAACGUCACCGCUGUGAUUGGAGCUACGCUUUAUUGUGUUUAUUGGUUUUAUAAGGAAUUUAUUAAACCAUUUUUAUAUGGUCGUAAGAAAAAAGAUAGUAUAACAGAUUCUGUUAAUGAACUGGAUAAGGCUAUCCAAAGUUCUAUAAAAGAAAUGAAAGAUUCAAUUUCGAAGGUAGAGAUUGAUGUAAAAAGAUUAUCGCAAAAUCAAUCGAUCGACAUAGCAAUACCACAACUUGUACAAGAACUGAAACAAGAACUAUCUAGUCUAAAAGCGCUUCUUCUGUCAAGAAAACAGUUUCCCAGUGCUCCAGCAUCUAUUCCAUCAUGGCAAUUAGGCACAAGUACAGUUCAAGAAAAAGCAACAGAAAGAGAAGAUGAUGCUGGAAGUGGAAGUAGCACUAAUAAUUCAGAUAGUUCUUUGGAAAUUGUACGAGACGAUCCACCUAAAGAUUAAAUAUAAAACAAAACAAAACAAAAAAUUA